Messenger RNA from Scatophagus argus, 3536 nucleotides. RefSeq names its product MAP/microtubule affinity-regulating kinase 4a (gene mark4a). The transcript is spliced from 18 exons. Gene Ontology annotation, cellular component: cytoplasm. Gene Ontology annotation, biological process: intracellular signal transduction; microtubule cytoskeleton organization; protein phosphorylation. Gene Ontology annotation, molecular function: ATP binding; protein serine/threonine kinase activity; tau-protein kinase activity. The coding region runs from base 619 to 3027 and encodes 802 amino acids. The record is from RefSeq and is a predicted model, not a curated record. NCBI's taxonomy places the organism in Eukaryota, Metazoa, Chordata, Actinopteri, Scatophagidae.
CGUGCAUUCUCCUCCACUUGAUGGUGGUGCGCAUCUCACCGACCGGGAAUACCGAUUUCUGAACAUUUCGGCCUUUUCCCCCCGCUGCACCGUAAGCUGUGCUUUUUGCUGCGAGCGGCUGCAAAGGGGAGCAGGUUGCAUUGGCGUCGUGGGGUUAAAGUGAAAGAUUACAUCGGUCAGUAUUAUGACAAACGGAGAUGACACACAUCCAGAAGGAGCUCUGUUUGUUUUGUAUGGCGAAAUGAGGCAGGGGGUGGAGAGUCGCCACAGAGACGCUGGGCUUCGGCCAAACAUCACCGCGUUUUAGCACUUAUUCGCUGCUCGGGAUUUGCAUUGCAUCGCAUUUGCUGCAUCGUUGAUCGGCCGGAUUCUUGCAAAGUGCAUGGUGGAAAAUGCAGCUUGUUUGAGGACACCCCCCCCUCCAGAUACCCGUUGCUGCCAUGAUAGGCAGAGGUCUCCUCUCGACCGCGGCUCGGGCGGUUGGAGAAAAGGCAGAUUGAUUUGGGACGGUGGGUCGCAUCUGCGGAUGUUAUUCUGUCUCUGGAGCUCGUAAAUAUCAUCCGCGCAAACACACAGUGAUUCUUACUCAGGGAAAAAAAAGAGGAGAAAGAAAACAACAUGUCUUCUCGGUCUGCAUUACCGUCUGGAAACGACAGGAGUACUGGAGACCAUCAUGUCUCGCUGGGGGCCAGCCGCUCAGACAAAGCCACCAGCCAGUCCAGCCGCUCACUGGGUGCUCGGUGCAGGAACUCCAUCGCCUCCUGCUCCGAUGAGCAGCCACACAUUGGCUGCUACCGUCUGCUCAAGACCAUUGGCAAGGGAAACUUCGCCAAGGUCAAGUUGGCCCGCCACACCCUGACGGGCAAGGAGGUUGCAAUAAAAAUCAUUGACAAAACUCAGUUGAACCCAACCAGCCUACAAAAGCUUUUUCGGGAGGUACGAAUAAUGAAAGGCUUAAAUCACCCUAACAUAGUGCAGCUGUUCGAGGUGAUAGAGACUGAAAAGACCCUUUACCUAGUCAUGGAGUACGCCAGUGGAGGUGAAGUGUUUGACUACCUCGUGUCUCAUGGGAGGAUGAAGGAGGCUGAAGCCAGAGCCAAAUUUCGACAAAUUGUUUCUGCUGUCCACUACUGCCACACGAAGAACAUUGUCCACAGAGAUUUGAAGGCGGAGAACCUUCUGCUGGAUGCCGACGCCAACAUCAAGAUCGCCGACUUCGGCUUCAGCAAUGAGUUCACACUGGGCAACAAGCUGGACACAUUCUGUGGCUCGCCGCCCUACGCUGCCCCAGAGCUUUUCCAGGGCAAGAAAUAUGAUGGGCCCGAGGUGGACGUCUGGAGCCUCGGAGUCAUCCUCUACACUCUGGUCAGCGGCUCGCUGCCCUUUGAUGGGCAGAACCUGAAGGAGCUGAGGGAGCGUGUGCUGAGGGGAAAAUACCGCGUCCCCUUCUAUAUGUCCACAGACUGUGAGGGGAUCCUUCGCCGAUUCCUGGUGCUCAACCCCGCCAAACGCUGCACCCUAGAGCAAGUCAUGAAGGACAAGUGGAUAAAUACAGGGUAUGAGGGGGACGAUCUGAAGCCCCAUGUGGAACCUGUUGAAGACUACAGUGAUCCAGCUCGCAUCGAGGUGAUGGUCGGGAUGGGUUUCACUCCAGAGGAAAUCAAAGACUCUCUGCUCAAUCAGAAGUACAAUGAGGUCACCGCCACCUACCUGCUGCUGGGCCGCAAAGGCGAUGAGGGCAGUGAGGCUCGCACAGCUAGUAGCCUGUCCCUGGCGAGGGUACGACCCAGCCCUAUCACCAACGGGACCAACAAGCACUCCUCAGCCACUGGCUCCUCUUCCUCCUCCACCUCCUCCUCGCAUAGCAAGACCCAGCGCAGUGCCUCCACCUACCACAGGCAGCGACGACACAGCGACUUCUGCGGGCCCUCCAUGCCCGUCAUGCACCCCAAACGGAGCCCGACGAGCACGGGUGACCGGGAGCUGCGGGAGGGACGAAUGCCUUCUCGUAAGGCCAGUUGCAGUGUGAUGGGGAGCCACAGUCUCCCUCCUUCCAGUCCAAUGGUCAGCAGUGCCAACAACCCCAACAAGUCUGAGAUCCCAGACCGCCGCAAAGACAUGACUGCCACCACGAAUAACAUCCCUGGAAGUGCCAUGACACGCCGGAAUACAUAUGUGUGCACUGACCGCUCAGGCGCUGACAGACAUUCUCUUCUGCAGAACGGCAAAGACAACAGCUCCCUGGGUCACCGCAUGCCUGCAGCGUCUCCCUCCACGCUUAGCAUUGCCGGCGCCGGAGCUGCCUCCUCCUCUUCCUCCUCUGACAGAUGCCGCCUGACUCGUGGCUCCACAAUCCGUAGCACCUUUCAUGGGGGACAGCUGAGAGACCGCGGGCCCCCGGUGUACUCAGCCCCACCCACUUCACCCACCUUGUCCCAUCAUGAUGCCAGCCCUCUGCCACACGCCCGCACCCGGGCCACGUCCAACCUCUUCACCAAGCUGACCUCGAAACUCACUCGCAGGGUCAACCUUGACCCGUCCAAGCGCCAGGGCUCAAACAAAUCAGUCUCGGGUUGUACUCUUCCACAAGGAUCAAAAACAGUUAGGUCACAAAUGAAUCUGAGGGAAUCAGGAGAUUUGCGGUCACAAGGUCAGUGCACGUGUUCCAGAUGCGUUGCCCCUCUCCAUAGUUGCCAUCUACCUGGGUAUCAAAAAACGUCCGAGCCCCGGGCCGUCGGACGUGGCUGGGAUCUGAGAGGCGGCGGGCGGCGGGACCCUGCGGAGGUGGUACUGGCUCUGCGGGAGGCAGCGCUUGGAUGUGGCUGCCAGGUCCACCAUGCCGGCCCCUUUCUGCUCUCCUGCACCCACGGCGUGGCAGGGGGCCGCGUGGCUUUUGAGGCCGAGGUGUGCCAUCUUUCCACAGGCACCUCCGAGACUUCUAACGGGGUGCGCUACACGCGACUCUGGGGGGCACCGCUAGCUUUUCGGGACAUUGCCACCCAGAUCUCUAAGGACCUUGAACUUUGAACGGAGGGUGUGUUUGCGUACCAGUGUGUGUUACUGUGUGAGUGAGUGUUGCUGUGUGUGCACAAAGGGAGUGGGAGGUGGGGGGGUGGAAGUAAUUAAAAAAAAAAAAACAACAUAGAAGGGGCGAGGGGCUGGACCCGAGAGAAAAGACUUCUCCUUCUGUCUCUUUCAUGACUGCCCCCUUGUACACACACACACACACACACACACACACAGAUACACACACACCUGACCCGUAAAGUCGCACAGACUGAAGCACCCCUCCUCCACUCAAUCACUCCACCCAGGUCAGCUAACUUCUUCACUGAGCAACUGCACCCACUGGACCUGGAUCAGAUGGAAUCUAGUUGAAUAUUUUUUAAUGCUACUUUAGCCAUAUUGACUCUUUAUUUUGUUAUUUAUUGCUCUGAUCAUUGUUUUUUCCCCACUGUCACUUUCACCACUACAGAGGAACAUCAUCUCUUGUGUAUCGGAUGUCAUUGCCCAUCCAGUCCUUUUUUAAAAUUGUU